AUGGCUGAUGGGGAGGACAAUGACGAGUUCUACCUGCGUUACUACGUAGGGCACAAGGGGAAAUUCGGGCACGAGUUCUUGGAAUUCGAAUUCCGACCCGACGGCAAGCUCCGAUAUGCCAACAACUCCAACUACAAGAACGACACCAUGAUUCGCAAAGAGGUGUUUCUCACGCCCGCCGUCCUCAAGGAGUGCCGCCGCAUCGUGGCCGACUCUGAGAUAAUGAAGGAAGAUGAUAACAAUUGGCCGGAGCCGGACCGCGUGGGGAGGCAGGAGCUGGAAAUCGUUAUGGGUAAUGAGCACAUUUCUUUCACAACUUCGAAGAUUGGGUCUCUCAUGGACGUUCAGUCUAGUAAGGACCCCGAGGGUUUGAGAAUCUUUUACUAUUUGGUUCAGGAUCUGAAAUGUUUUGUCUUCUCACUCAUCUCAUUGCACUUCAAGAUCAAACCCAUAUGA
Striga hermonthica is the source of this 456-nucleotide messenger RNA. NCBI's taxonomy places the organism in Eukaryota, Viridiplantae, Streptophyta, Magnoliopsida, Lamiales, Orobanchaceae. The record is from the annotation of a GenBank genome assembly.